AUGACAAUAAUAUUCUUUUCUAGUGUGCCAAUCUCUACUCUAUUCAAUCCACACGGUGAUCAAAAAAUGACAGCGGUUAAAAUUAGUCCAAAUGCUAAAUACAUAGUGACUGUUGGAGAUGAAUUUCACCAAAAGGUUCAUUUUUGGCUAUGGACAUACGGAAAAGAUAAACCUGAUAAGUCUGUAGAGAUAACUGAAUUUGAUACGAAUAGAAUAAAAGAAAUAGCAUUCAAUGACGAUUGUUCGGAAGAAUUUGUUUUAAUUGCCGAUUAUAAUGUUAUAUUUUUUAAAUGGGAACAAGAGGAAUUGAAAUUUUAUAUACCACAAAUUUUGAGCAAAGUACGACGAUACGGGAUCUUCAAUUGUUCUUGUUUUAUACCUAAAACACUACGAGUAUUAACAGCUACAACAUAUGGAUAUAUCGUUGUUUGGGAUAUUUCUACUUACAAAGACAAAACUAAGAAUAAUAUUGGGAUUAAAAACAAGGAAAGAAAAUACAUCAAAAGUGUCAAGUUAGAGAAAAGUAGUAUUCUGGUGAUAUUGCAUAAAAAUGGGAAGAUAGUAACAGGAUCCUUAAAUGGACGCAUCAGUUUCUAUGAUCAAGAUUUAAGAAUACUCUAUUGGUGUGAACAUGAACUUUUGGAUGGUAUACGAUCGAUAAGUUUCGAUUUUUCAUCUUCAUUAUUGGCUCCUAUAAAUGAAACUGAUUUUGAAUUCGAUGAUGAGGAGUCCGAAGAAAAAGAAGAAAUGGGAGAUUUUUAUUCGGAAAUCACAUUAAAUGUCCCUACUUGCAAUAAGAAAAAAAAAGAAUUAACAGAAAAUUUAAAAUCGAAAUAUUGUGAAAUGAUCGAUAAAAUUCCAUCGACAUUGACCAUGAACUUGGAAAUAUUACCCAAGAAAUAUUAUGAUAAACCUCCAAAAAAACCUAUGGUACCUACUGAAGCCACUGUACGAGGUGCUCCUUUCUAUUUCAAUAAUUUCUUUAUCAGUUGUUUGAGUGGAACAGUUGCAUUAAUAAGAAUUCCAACAUUCAAGUGUCGGUUUAUUUUUCGGUAUACAAAAGUUGCGAUCUUAAGCUUUGACACACAUCCUCGAAGUAAUUAUAUAGUCACUGGUGAUGCAAAUGGUUACAUCUGCUUAUACGAUUAUGAGAAACGUAAGAUCAUACUACGGAAAAAAACUCCACCUUUUCCAGAUUUUCGUCCACUGAUGGAUGAACAAGUAAAAAGUGGACACAUAAUUUACAUCACGUGUCCAUUGAGCCACGAAGGACUGAUUGGUGUUACAGCAUUAAAAUAUUCCCAAAUAGGUGACAUACUCGCGUGUGGUCUUGAAAAUGGAUCGCUUUGGAUGUUGCAUCCUAUCACUUUGGAACCCAUUGAUAAAAAUCCUUACAAACAUUCCAUGCAGUCAAUUCAUAAAUUGGCUUUCUCAGACUGUGGAGAAUAUCUGGCUUACGCAGAUAACACAUUGGUUGUAGCAGUAUUUAAGAAGAAUCAUAAAAGAAGGAACGACGAUGAUAAUAUAUGGAACUUUAUUGGAAAAUAUCGUUCGCACAACGCAGAUAUAAAAGACAUACUUUUCGGUCCAGCUACCAUCGAAAGUAUUGUAUAUCGAUUAUUUUCAAUAGCGGAAGACAAAACUUUAAUUGAAUACAAUCUUAAAAAUAGCGGUCCAUAUCCUCUUCCGGGCUUAAAAAUACUUCAUGUUUAUAAAAUCGAAAAUGAUGCUAUACCUUUUUGUCUCGCAUGGUACCCACAAUUUGGCAUUGAAGGAUUUCUGACGUAUUCUACUUCCGAAUAUAAAUUUAGAUUGCUAAACGAUAUGACGAAAUUGAUUCGAGGAACGUUUUUGGGACCCCUUUAUAGUUCACCAGUUAAACAGAUUAAGGUAUUAUCUAGUAAAGACCUCAAAAUUCUUAGAUACAUGGUAUUUGCAACUGAUAAAGAAAUAGGUCUUCAGAUACUUCCCUUUGAUGGAAAUCCUUACAAAAUUCUAGGAAUGAUUGGACAUCCGCAUAAGAUCACACAUAUAUGCGUUAAUAAUGAUGGAAACCUUUUGUUCACUUCUGGUUACAAUGAUCCAUCUAUAUUAAUAUGGAAGAUAAAAUACAAGUCUGUUGAUGUGUUAUCACAUCUAGGAGGCAAAGGUCUCUCACCGUAUUACUGUUUGAUAGAAGGUGGUAAAAGUGGUUGGCUUAUUAAAGAGAUGCAAGACCUGUUUUAUUACUCUCAAAUUUUGCAUCAAGGGGAGAAUAUAACAAGUACCAGAAUAAUAUCCGACAAGGUGAACAUCACCGAAUUGCCAAACCUUAUGCGUUCUAUUGGAUAUUAUCCAAGUAACGAGGAGAUAGAAAAUUUUAUGGGGGAGGUCGCGUAUAGAGAUUACGCUGAGACCGGCAAUUUAAUCGACACUAUUAAUUUUGAAGAUUUCGUGAAGCUUUAUAUAAAUCACCGUCCAUCUUUUGGAAUUUCUAAGCAUAACAUAUUAGAAGCUUUCAAAAUAUUUUCAAAUCAAUUGCACGAUGAGGAUCCAUUCUUAACUCGUGAUCAAUUCAUGAGGUUGUUGCUUGGUCAUGCUCCUUAUACCAUUAUAAAAAAACAUGAGAUGCCUUUUGGAGAACCAUUAACAGUUCAAGAAGCAUUUACAUAUAUGAAGUUUCUUAUUGGAUUUGAAGAAAGUUUUGAUGAAAUAAAUUAUAAACAUGAACCAUCACAGGACCUUGAUCUUACAUUCUUGCCAGAGAUAAUAUCUUACAAAUAUUUCAUCACGGACAUCUUGGGUAUUGAAUUUCCGGAGGAAACGAGGGCUGACGAUGAUUAAUUAAUCUGUAUUUUUGCAUUGCUGGCACAUUAACAUUAAUUAUCAUUACCAUACUAAUAUUAUUAUCAUUAUAAUGUAAUGCGAGUUCUAUUAAACAUGUACGAACACUAACGUAUUUAUCCAUGUUUCUUAAAAUGUUGAAUGAAAAAAAAAAUAUCAACGUUUCCAGCGACAGAAUUAACUCGAUUUUACGAAACUUUGUCCAAUAUGGUGAAUUAAAAUUGUAAAAAAAUAAUUCUUGAUUGACCAUUCAUUUUUCUUAUUUCAUUCUUGUUUCAAAGAUUCAAUUUCGCGUGUAGAAUAAAAUAAUUUUGAUAUAAUUAAUUAAUAAAUAUGA
This is a messenger RNA of Apis laboriosa (Himalayan honeybee), 3160 nucleotides long. Its product is annotated as cilia- and flagella-associated protein 251-like. Gene Ontology annotation, cellular component: motile cilium. The coding region runs from base 1 to 2823 and encodes 940 amino acids. The record is from RefSeq and is a predicted model, not a curated record. The transcript is spliced from 19 exons. Gene Ontology annotation, molecular function: protein binding. Lineage: Eukaryota; Metazoa; Arthropoda; Insecta; Hymenoptera; Apidae.